UUGACUUUGUUUGAUGUUCAGAUUUAGUGAAAGUCUUGAGUCGCUGUUCCCUACUCUUGGUUCUUUGGUAUCUUCUCUCCAGCAGCUCUGUCCCCUUCUGUCUCUGUGUCACUCUGAUGCUGAGCUGCUGGAUGUGGCUGUGAUUCUCUUUGCAGGCUUUUAGCCCGAGAGAUAUCAAACAGCAAAGCCAAGACUCGCAAUCAGUAAGAGCUCAGUCCCAGCAAGCAAGGGCUGCCUAUUCAUACUCAGCAACCUAUUGCAUUCUGGCUUCAACCCCCUCCACCCAACCCUCCAAAAGCACUCACACUUGGACUGUUCGUGAGUGAUCUAUCUGCAGAAUUAUCCUGGCAUCCAACAUCGGUGCGAUCGCCUUGCUUCCCUGCUGGAUUAACUUCAUUUUAACCGAUCUAGCCGUAUUUUUCUCAUCUCCAACCCCUUCCACUUUACUGUUUCUCCCCCCUUGUGUCUUGUGGUCAUGGGGUUUAUAAUUUCGUUUUUAUCUAGGCUGGUGAGAGCUCUCCUGGUUCUGUAAAGUGAAUGUCAGUCUUGGAUUUAUGUUCUUGAAGGAACAGACAGAUCAAGCAGGAUAUCCCAAGUAAGUUUGAUCCGGGAGGAUGCAGGCUGUGUAUUGGCUCUCCGUUCUUCUUCUUCAGUCCACCCUCCACCUGGUGACAUGUGCAAAUUCAACUGGUGGUGGAAAACUCGGAAACUUAAAAUCAGGAAGUUCCAUAUCAACGCUUAAGCACAUAUGGACAGAGAGCAACAAAGAAUUGUCAAUUAGCCGGCUCCUUUCACAGACUUUUCGUGGCAAAGAAAAUAAGACAGCCUUGAAUAUGAGAUAUGAUACUCCAGAACCCUAUACUGAGCAAGAGCUCUGGGACUGGCUGAGGAACUCCACAGACCUACAAGAACCUCGUCCCAGAGCAAAAAGGCGGCCUAUUGUUAAGACAGGAAAGUUUAAGAAAAUGUUUGGCUGGGGAGAUUUUCAUUCCAAUAUCAAAACUGUGAAAUUAAAUUUAUUGAUAACCGGAAAAAUUGUUGAUCAUGGCAAUGGAACCUUCAGUGUUUAUUUUAGACACAAUUCUACUGGUCAAGGAAAUGUCUCUGUGAGUUUAGUUCCCCCAACUAAAAUUGUGGAAUUUGACUUGGCUCAACAAACAGUAAUAGAUGCAAAGGAUUCUAAGUCCUUUAAUUGUCGCAUUGAAUAUGAAAAGGUUGACAAGGCUACCAAGAACACACUUUGCAACUAUGAUCCUUCAAAAACAUGUUAUCAGGAGCAGACCCAAAGUCAUGUGUCUUGGUUGUGCUCCAAGCCCUUUAAAGUGAUCUGUAUUUAUAUAUCAUUUUAUAGUACAGAUUAUAAACUAGUUCAAAAGGUGUGUCCUGAUUACAACUACCACAGUGACACUCCAUACUUCCCUUCUGGUUGACAAAAACAUGUAUGCAAGACUUUACCUCUAUGGAAUAAAAGGUGACCGGGCAGGAACCUUAAUGAAGAAAGUCACAUCAAUUGCCUGGAAUGUGUCUACUCUGCAAAUGGCAACCACAAUGUUUAUACUGAGAAACUUAUCAGAUGCAAUUUACUUUUCCCAAACUACUCCAUACAUUAUUUACUAGAUGUGGGUCACUGUGGAUAUAUAUAUAUAUAUAUCUAUAACAUACACAUUGUAAGUGGUUGUUUAUCAAGGUCUUUGUUUGAGCAACCUUCAUUGUCUAAGGUAAAAUGUUUCAUGACUGUUUUUCAGGAAAUAAAAA
Spea bombifrons (plains spadefoot toad) is the source of this 1755-nucleotide messenger RNA. It is a transcript of the gene NXPH1, whose product is annotated as neurexophilin 1. Bases 615 to 1430 code for a protein of 271 amino acids. Gene Ontology annotation, molecular function: signaling receptor binding. The transcript is spliced from 2 exons. The record is from RefSeq and is a predicted model, not a curated record. Lineage: Eukaryota; Metazoa; Chordata; Amphibia; Anura; Pelobatidae.